This is a messenger RNA of Cladophialophora immunda, 1234 nucleotides long. RefSeq lists its product as uncharacterized. The transcript has 3 exons. Gene Ontology annotation, cellular component: cytosol. NCBI's taxonomy places the organism in Eukaryota, Fungi, Ascomycota, Eurotiomycetes, Chaetothyriales, Herpotrichiellaceae. Gene Ontology annotation, molecular function: aldose reductase (NADPH) activity. Bases 88 to 1074 code for a protein of 328 amino acids. The record is from RefSeq and is a predicted model, not a curated record.
AGCGUCUUCAGAAUACCAUCCUGAACCCCCAAGACCUUUCGCGUUGAGCCGACAGGAACUGCAGACCUAGCCUGCUAUUCAAACGCUAUGACUUCGGACACGGUCACUCUAGCCUCGGGGCACAAGAUGCCUUUGGUUGGCUUUGGACUAUGGAAGGUCCCAGCUGAAAAAGCAGCCGACACUGUUUAUCACGCUAUCAAAACUGGCUAUCGACUGUUUGACGGCGCAUACGACUAUCAAAACGAAAAGGAGGCUGGUGAGGGCAUUCGCCGUGCCAUCAGCGAAGGCCUGGUCCGGCGCGAGGACAUUUUCGUCACCACUAAGCUCUGGAAUAACUACCACCAACGGGAUCAUGCCCUGGCUAUGGCCAAGGCACAGAAUGAGGCCUGGGGUUUGGGAUAUAUCGACUUGUACUUGAUCCAUUUUCCGAUCGCGCUCAAGUAUAUCGAGCCCGAGAAAUUGCGAUAUCCGGCUUGGUGGAUGGAUCCGGAGCAGAAGGUGAUUGAAAGAGCCAAUGUGCCUAUUCAAGAAACGUGGCAGGCAUUGGAGGAGGUCGUUGACCAAAGGAUCGUCAAGUCUAUUGGGAUCUCGAACGCCCAGGCGCAGACGCUGUAUGACAUUCAAACAUACUGCCGGUAUCCGAUCUCUUCUCUCCAGAUUGAGCACCACCCAUAUCUUGUGCAACAAGAUCUUGUCGAGCUGGCGCAAGAGGAGAAGAUCGUCAUUACCGCCUACUCGUCGUUCGGACCGCAGAGCUUCUUGGAGUUGCCCGCGGCGUUUCGAGAAAGAGCAAAAGACACGCCCCUUCUUUUCGACGUCGAUGUGGUCAAGAAAGCAGCGGCCAGAUCAAACAAGACCCCGGCUCAGGUGCUGCUGCGAUGGGCGACACAGCGGAACAUAGCUGUCAUCCCGAAGUCCAACCAUGUCGAACGCCUCAAACAAAACUUGGAAGUUGGAGGUGGCAGCUUCGACUUGACGGAGGAGGAGAUGCGUGCGAUAAGUGCUCUGGACAGGGGCUUGAGGUUCAACGAUCCUGGUUUCUAUCUCCACAAGCCAUUACGUAUUUUCGCGUGAAGAUGGUUGGUGUGGGAUAUUAUUAGGUCAUGACUGGGUUGUUUCUCUUAUGGCUUCUACACUCAUUGGAUCCUCAGGACUAAUUAGGCUGUCAAUUAUCGUGGAUCUCGAGAUUAAUUGGACUCAUACCAAAAUCUAUUCUAGCAUUGAACGUUGAAAG